AUGAGUUCGAGAAAAAUCACUUAUACUGCAGCUGCGGCUGCUACUUUAUUAGCUUCUGCUUAUAUCUAUCGUCAAUGUUCUUGUACUAAAUCAUCCACUAAAGCCCCUCUAGCUGAGAAAAAUCAAUUAGGAGCUACUGUCUCUAAUUCAAAAGCCUUUGUUCCUGAUUCAAGCUGGGUAGCUUUACCUUUAACUGAUAUUAAAACUCUUUCUCCUGAUACAAAACGUUUCACUUUCCAAUUACCACAAGAAGACCAAGUCUCUGGGUUAACUGUAGCAUCGGCUCUUUUAACUAAAUUCAUCACUCCAAAGGGUUCUAAUGUUAUUAGACCUUAUACCCCGGUUACUGACUUGAACAAAAAGGGGUCCUUUGACUUAGUCAUUAAAGUAUACCCAGAAGGUAAAAUGACUAAUCAUAUCUUCAAUUUGAAAUUAAAUGAAACUUUGCUAUUUAAAGGCCCCUUGUUGAAAUUCGAUUAUCCAAAAAAUACUUUUAAUGAAAUCACUUUACUUGGUGCAGGUACUGGUAUUACUCCAUUAUAUCAAAUCUUAACUUCUAUCUUAAGUGAUCCUGAUCAACAACCAAACACUAAAAUUAAUUUGCUUUAUGGUAAUAAGACACCUCAAGAUAUCCUGUUGAAACCUGAAUUAGAUGAAUUACAAAAAAAAUUCAGCGAUACUUUUAAAGUCACUUAUUUUGUAGAUCAAUUGAAUAAUGAUUUGGAAUAUAAUGGUGAAUUAGGGUAUAUCUCCAAGGAUUAUUUGAAGAAAUCUAUGCUGGAACCUAAAUCCACUAAAAACCAAAAGAUCUUCAUUUGUGGUCCUCCUCCAUUCAUGAAUUGUUAUUCAGGUCCAAAAGCCUCACCAAAGGAACAAGGUGAAUUAUCAGGUAUCUUGAAGGACUUGGGUUACACUUCAGAACAAGUCUUUAAAUUCUAA
Molecule: messenger RNA, 939 nt
Organism: Henningerozyma blattae CBS 6284
Lineage: Eukaryota; Fungi; Ascomycota; Saccharomycetes; Saccharomycetales; Saccharomycetaceae
Gene: MCR1
Product: cytochrome-b5 reductase
Exons: 1
Coding region: 1-939 (312 amino acids)
Biological process (GO): ergosterol biosynthetic process
Molecular function (GO): cytochrome-b5 reductase activity, acting on NAD(P)H
Source: RefSeq, a predicted model, not a curated record